AUGGGGAAAGCUGUAUCUAAACUUUCCAAAGAUGAUUUAAAAUCACUUCGACUGGCUACAUAUUUUGACAAAAGAGAAUUACAGCAAUGGUAUAAAGGAUUCCUUAGAGACUGUCCGCUGGGACAACUAUCGGAAGAAGAGUUCUCCAAAGUAUUUAAACAAUUUUUCCCCUUUGGAGAUCCAACUGAUUAUUGUCGAUAUCUUUUCAGAGUAUUUGAUGUUGAUAAUUCUAAAUAUAUCGAUUUCAAAGAAUUUAUUAUUGCAUUAUCCAUUACGAGUCGAGGCUCAUUGGACCAGAAACUCAAUUGGAGUUUCAAACUCUAUGACUCUAGCAAGAGUGGGAAGAUCACUUAUAAGGAAGUACUUGCUGUAAUAUCGGCAAUUUAUAAAAUGAUCGGCUCAAUAGUUGCUCUUCCAGAAGAUGAAAAGACCCCAGAGGCUAGAGCAACUAAAUUCUUCACUUUGCUAGAAAAGGAUAAAAAUUCAGAUACUAUUAAUUUGGAAGAUUUUAAAAGAUUACUGAAAUUAGAUCCGUCUAUCACCAAUGCUCUUAAUACGUAUGAAGGUUUAGUAUAA
Molecule: messenger RNA, 576 nt
Organism: [Candida] anglica
Lineage: Eukaryota; Fungi; Ascomycota; Pichiomycetes; Serinales; Debaryomycetaceae
Source: the annotation of a GenBank genome assembly